Dictyostelium discoideum AX4 is the source of this 204-nucleotide messenger RNA. RefSeq lists its product as hypothetical. The record is from RefSeq and is a predicted model, not a curated record. The transcript has a single exon. Lineage: Eukaryota; Evosea; Eumycetozoa; Dictyosteliales; Dictyosteliaceae. The coding region runs from base 1 to 204 and encodes 67 amino acids.
AUGUGUAUAAAACUAUCAAUUACAAUAUCCAUUUAUAAUAAUAAUAAUAAUAAUAAUAAUAAUAAUAAUAAUAAUAAUAAUAAUAAUAAUAAUAAUAAUAAUAAUAAUAAUAAUAAUAAUAAUAAUAAUAAUAAUAAUAAUAAUAAUAAUAAUAAUAAUAAUAAUAAUAAUAAUAAUAAUAAUAAUAAUAAUAAUAAUAAAUAA